This is a messenger RNA of Colletotrichum orchidophilum, 891 nucleotides long. RefSeq lists its product as uncharacterized. Lineage: Eukaryota; Fungi; Ascomycota; Sordariomycetes; Glomerellales; Glomerellaceae. The transcript is spliced from 2 exons. The annotation marks the transcript as partial. The record is from RefSeq and is a predicted model, not a curated record.
AACUGGCCAUCACGUACCCGUCAAGUUCCGCCCGGUUGCCAACGCGGAGAAGGUGUUGGCGGAGAACUCGUUGGCAAAGCGGACACGCCCGCCAACAGGCUCCAAUUUUGUGUGCUCGGCGGUCCAUACAUUCGGGGCAACUGGAAGAGCCUGUUGGAGACCCCACCCUCCGCCCUGUCGAUCGCUGCGGCGCUACGCAUGUCGUGGGCUUGUGGUUUGUUUCUAGGUUGGAAUUCCCAUCUUCCGACUGGUCAGAAGCAGGCAAACCGGUCCUUGCGGGUGACCCGUCCGCGCCUCCGCGCCGAGUCAAGCGUCAGGGCGGGCUGGAACCGCGUGGCGUCGGAUUCCCUCUCAAGCGCCUCGAACCAGUCCCAUUUUCCCUCUCCCCCCCCUCCCGUUCGGCGGUACGCCCAGGUACCCGUACGUUGCGUUGCGUUGUACCUGCAUCCGCCGUCAGCUCAAAGUCAUCCUUCUCAGCCCCUGGGCCUUGGCCCCCGUGGCCCCCUCUCCUCAAUGCUCCUUCGAGGCUCCAAGAGGAACAGCGCCGACAACUCCCGUGCUGGCAUAGGUCGUGGCCGACGCCUUGCCGAUGGACCGCCCCCUUGGCCCCCUUCUACUUGGGACCUGAACCGAGGACUAGCACGAGCCAAAGAGCGUUUGGUUCCUGAGCCGUUCCUGUCAUUAAACCUAAUUUGGGCCUCUUGGGGACCCAUGAGCGAUUUUCACCCCCUGACAGGGCGCACCCCCCUUUCCUUGUUGGGCCUUGGCCAUUUGUGCCAUGUUUCCUCCUCUCCCGGUCUUUUCUCCGACUUUGGCAGAAUCUUUCUUGGGGUUGCCAGACUGACGAACUCGAGCCUCGAGGUGUCCUCCUUGCCUAGCGUAAUGUUUUAA